Molecule: messenger RNA, 1719 nt
Organism: Oryzias melastigma (Indian medaka)
Lineage: Eukaryota; Metazoa; Chordata; Actinopteri; Beloniformes; Adrianichthyidae
Gene: slc39a8
Product: solute carrier family 39 member 8
Exons: 8
Coding region: 180-1541 (453 amino acids)
Biological process (GO): zinc ion import across plasma membrane; intracellular zinc ion homeostasis
Cellular component (GO): membrane
Molecular function (GO): zinc ion transmembrane transporter activity
Source: RefSeq, a predicted model, not a curated record
CAGCGUGCGUGAGCGCGCGCGGGUCACUGAUGUGAUCUUUGAACCUUGGAUUUUAGCUGCACACCGGAACCAGAGUGUGGGACCCUAACGGAACCGGAUUGUGCACCUGCCAGGCAGCCAGCCCGCCCCCAGAACCGCAGGUUCGGGCUCAGACCAAAGCCGGACUUCAGCCUCGGAACAUGCUCCGUCUGCAGCUGCUGCUCCCGUGCGCGCUGGCCCUCGCGGCGCAGAGCGCGCGGGCGGGGGUCCGGGACGGACCCGACUUUCUGGAAAACAUUCUCCGCUUUUUCGGACAAAAUGACUCCAUCAGCACGGAGAACCUGGAGAAUCUGCUGCUGCUGGUUUCAGCCAGAAGAUCCGAGGGGAUCUCUGAGGAGAACCCGCUGGAGGACCAGGAGUGUCCCUCUGCACAGCAGAUCCUGUCCCACUUCAACUUCACCAAUGUCACGGAGCUGACUGUGGAACAUCUGGGGCGGAUCUGCCCCGCCGUGUUGACCCAGGUGCUGCUGCCCUCCUGCCCCUACACCGCCCCCCCACCCCUCCCGCCUCUGGACUACUCUGUGUGGGGGUACGGUUUCCUGGCCGUCACUGUCAUCAACCUGGCGUCCCUGCUGGGGCUCUUACUGAUCCCCUUCACAAAGAAGUCCUACUUCCCCAAAGUGCUGAGCUACUUUAUCGGGCUGGCCAUCGGGACGCUCUUCUCCAACGCCGUGCUGCAGCUCAUUCCAGAGGCACUGGGCUUUGACCCUAAAGCUGACAGCUACGUGGCGAACGCCGUGGCAAUUUUUGGAGGAUUCUACCUCCUUUUUUUCGUCGAGAAGAUCCUGAAGAUGUCUCUGGGCUUGGACGGCGAGCACGGACACAGUCACUCCCCCCCUGUAGACCCCCCCACGGAGGGCUACCUGCAGAAUGGCGGCGUCCCGGAGAAAAAGGACUCAGUGGCGCUGACCCGGAUCGCCACGGACAGAAGCAACCCGGAACCCCCGCAGACUCCCACCCAGGAGGUGCAGGUAUCCGGGACAACGUGUCACUGGCUGCGGGGGCAGCGCAUCACCAACAUCAAGACAGUGGCCUGGAUGAUCACACUGGGCGACGCUCUGCACAACUUCAUUGACGGUCUGGCCAUCGGCGCCUCCUUCACCGUGUCCGUGCUGACGGGAUUCAGCACGUCCACUGCGAUCUUCUGUGAGGAGUUUCCUCAUGAGCUCGGUGACUUUGUGAUCCUGCUGAACUCGGGCAUGAGUGUCCCACAGGCCGUGUUCUUUAACCUGCUGUCAGCCAUGUCCUGCUACAUCGGCCUCGUGUUCGGCAUCCUGCUCGGAAGCAGCUUCGCCCCCAACCCCAUCUUUGCCAUUGCAGGAGGGAUGUUUCUGUACAUCGCGCUGGCAGACAUGUUCCCAGAGAUGGACAGCAUAGCGAGGGGGCAGCAGCAGACCUCCAGCAAGAUCAUCUUCUUUCUGAUCCAGAACGCCGGCCUGCUCAGCGGCUUCGCCAUCAUCCUACUCAUCACGCUGUUUGCAGGCGACAUCAACCUGGGCUGAGGAGGCAGAUUUCACGGAGCGGCUGCACCUCCUGCAGCAAGAAACUCUAAAAAGGGAAGACUUUAUGCUUUUAUACCUUUGGACUCAAAAUCUAGUGAAAUGUUUACAAACGGAGAAGCUUCAUGAUUGUUCAUUUAAUCAAUUUAUGUUAAGGAAACAAUAAAUUAUUUUUACAGUC